AUGUCUCAACAUUCCAACAACCAAAUGGUCUCUGGUUCCGAUUUCAAUUCGAACAAACCGGACUUGUCUGGUCUCAAGAGCCACAGAAUCAUCGCUACUGUGUUGGAAGGGAAGUCACCAUCAGAUUACGAAACAGCUUGGAGCCCAACUUCUCCUCUUGAUUUCAGGGUUUUCUCCAGUUUUGGGAAUCCUUUUGGUGGGUCUUUCCCUUCGAGGUCGAUCCGGAAAAUGCAUCAGAAGAGCUGGGAUUCUGGUAAAGUAGGCUUGAGUAUCUUGGAUUCUCUUGAUGAUCACCACAUUGAUUCAUCAAGGAUUCUUCUUCCUUCACCGGAUAGUAAAAACAUCAUCUUUGGCUCCUUGAUGAGAAAUGGAAACUAUCCCAAGUGCCACAAACCUCAUGUACAACCAUUUGCCAAAAUCGUCACACAAAAGGUUGAUGUGAUUGAGGUCGGUAGCUCUAACCGGAACAUCGGUGUGAAGAACGAUAAUGCUUGUCAGGUGAUGGAACAAAGAUCAGGAUCACUUGAUGGGGAUAUUGGGAGUGACAUUGAGAUCUCUGAGGACUACACUUGUGUUACUUCUCAUGGUUCUAACCCCAAAAUCACCCAUUUUUACGGUGAUCAGGUUCUGGAGACGGUCGAGCACAAUGGGAUGAAGAAAGGUUGUUGUGGGAACAAGAAAGAGAGCCUUUUUGUAAUUGCUCCUCUUGAGUUGAACACAGCGGAUGAUCUGAUUCGUUCCAGUGACUUCUUGAGCUUCUGCUGGUCUUGUACCAAGAAGUUGGGUAUGGGGAAAGACAUAUACAUGUACAGGUAA
Arabis nemorensis is the source of this 816-nucleotide messenger RNA. The record is from the annotation of a GenBank genome assembly. Lineage: Eukaryota; Viridiplantae; Streptophyta; Magnoliopsida; Brassicales; Brassicaceae.